Paraphaeosphaeria sporulosa is the source of this 1777-nucleotide messenger RNA. RefSeq names its product TPR domain-containing protein. The transcript has a single exon. Gene Ontology annotation, molecular function: protein binding. Gene Ontology annotation, biological process: cell division. The record is from RefSeq and is a predicted model, not a curated record. Bases 270 to 1433 code for a protein of 387 amino acids. Lineage: Eukaryota; Fungi; Ascomycota; Dothideomycetes; Pleosporales; Didymosphaeriaceae.
UAUGGUUCAGGUCCACAGACACGCCAGGUUGUGUAUUUCGCAUGCUCCCAUGUUGGCGGGGCGCGACUUCCCCACGUCAGUGCACAGACCAGCACUUUUGUAAAUUUUUGGGUUGGGUCGUACCUUUCACCUUGUUUUCACACUUUACAAACACUUCUUCUUUAUUCGAAGGUUCGUGAAGCUGUACUUUCUACGGAAUCAUAUCUGUCUGGUACUUCCCGGAGCUGAGCGCAAACACAUCAGUGAACGAUCGCAAGCCACAGCCCACGAUGGCGAAGACGAAACCCCAAGAUCGAGCACGAAAAGCGAAAAAAGACGCAAAGAACGGUGCAGCUGAUGGAGCGAAAAAACCCAAAACGUCACCCGAAACUCUACUCGUUCAAGCCGCCGCAUUACUACAAACAUCGCAGCCAGACGAGGCCCUCGUGGCCGCCAAACGAGCGCUGAACCUACUCCAACCCACAUCGGAGCCAACCUUGGCUGCACUUCCCGCUCUCAACCUUCUAGGGGAGAUAAACGUAGAUCUUGGGGAUCCAGACUCAGCACGAGAGGCAUUUCUGGCUGCGAUAGCGCUGGAUACAGAAGGUGUGCACGACGGCGCAGAAAAGUUCUUGUGGCUAGCUCAACUCAACGAGGAAGGCGGAGCGGAAAGCGUACGGUGGUUCGAAAAGGGUAUAGAGGUGCUGAAGCGGGAGAUUAGCGAGCUGGAAGGCAAGAUCGUGAAGCAGGCUGAGAUCACAGAAGCGCUGGCCGAGAAGAAGCAGAAGAUCGCGAAUGCGCUCUGCGGCAUCGCCGAAGUCUACAUGACCGAUCUCUCGUGGGAAGCCGAAGCCGAAUCCCGAUGUGAAGCAGCCGUUACAGAAGCUCUGCUCGUUGCACCUGAAACCCCGGAACCACUUCAAACACUUGCAUCAAUACGAAUAUCACAGCUGCGCGUCGAGGAUGCAAAAGCAGCCCUGACGCGAAGCAUGGCGUUAUGGACAGAUUUAGAAGCUGACAAUCCCUCGAUCCCGGACUAUUCCACACGAAUAAGCCUAUCCCGCUUGCUGAUGGAGGCUGAAAUGGAAGAUGAAGCAAUCGAAGUGCUUGAAAGGCUUAUUGGCGAAAAUGACGAAAGUGUAGAGGCUUGGUACUUGGGCGGCUGGUGCUUGAAUCUGAUAGCUGAAAAGCAAAAAGCAAACAACGACAUGGAGCGGAUAGUGCCGCUUCUGAAGGCCAGUCGUGACUGGCUAGAAAACUGUCUCAAGCUAUAUGCGGCGUUUGAGUACGAGGAUGAGCGCCUCAAAGCGCACGCAGAUGAACUGCUGAAGGAACUCUAUGGCGCUGUGGGCCCAUCUACUAGCGAGGAAGAAGAGGAAGAAGAGGAAGAAGAAGAAGAAGAAGGGGAGGACUGGGAGGAUGCAGAUGAUGAUGCAGAAAUGGAUGGAACGUGAUGGGUGUCCGGGCAGCUUGUUGUCAUGGAAAAUGCACCAAAAUUGCUUCUCCACGUUGGCAGUUGCACAGGAUUCAAGAGUCUAAUUGCAAGACUCUGGCCCAAAGCUUCUGGCCGCAAGAAAUUGCGCCGUAACAUUCGCGGAAGGUAGAGUCUGGAGAAGUAAGGUGCCGUGUAGAGUAGAUGCUGGAAGCGGAGGGAGUAAGCUCGCCUACCUACAAGCGUGGCCAUCUCCAGCAUGGUGGUCAGCGAACCAAUGCAGUCCCUGCAUCUCUGCCGCAUAUUGUAAGCGCGGGGUGAUGGAUGUUCAUAAUUGGAAUGAAAUGACGACUAUUUGAGCCACGG